Molecule: messenger RNA, 981 nt
Organism: Acytostelium subglobosum LB1
Lineage: Eukaryota; Evosea; Eumycetozoa; Acytosteliales; Acytosteliaceae
Exons: 3
Coding region: 1-981 (326 amino acids)
Biological process (GO): lipid homeostasis; triglyceride catabolic process
Cellular component (GO): membrane; lipid droplet; cytoplasm
Molecular function (GO): triacylglycerol lipase activity
Source: RefSeq, a predicted model, not a curated record
AUGAAGUUACUAUUCACUCUUUUGAUCGUGGCCGCAGUCACUCUGGCUGCCGCCCACGCCGCCGGCACAUCAUGCCGCGCCAUCACAUUCUCUGGCGCUGGUGCAUUCGGUGCUUAUGAGGCCGGUGUCUUGUGGGGUCUCACCGCCAAGCGUCCAGCCGACGAGGUCGAGUGGCAAUUCGCCACUGGAAUCAGCGCUGGUUCAAUCAAUGCUGCUGGUGCUGCCAUGUUCUCUGUUGGCAAUGAGCAGGGUGCCGCAGAGUUCUUGACCAGCCGCUGGAUGGGUAUCACUCCAGAGCAGAUCUACGUCAACUGGGUUGGCGGUCUCGUCGACGGUCUCCUCCUCCAGAAGGGUAUCUUCAACGAUGCUCCCCUCCACAAGUUCCUCAGCGACAACCUCAACCUCACCGCUCUCCACCAGUCCACCCGUGGUCUCCUCAUCGGUGCCACCAACAUUGACACUGGCAACUUUGACAUCUUCGAGAAGACUGAUCCAGAGAUCGUCCUUGGAGUCCAAGCCUCAUCCUCGAUCCCAGGUGUCUUCCCACCAACUUUCAAGGGCAACGCCGUCUACCAAGAUGGUGGUGUAACAUACAUGACUCCAGUGACCGACACUGCUCGUCUCUGCUAUGGCACUGGCGCCACUGACGUUACCAUCGACGUUGUUGUCGUUGGAGAUCUCGAGACCACUGUCGACAUGAACAAGGCCAAGACCAUCGACUUGCUCCUCCGCACUCUCGACAUUGUCAAGACCAACAUGCACUACAAGGAUAUCGAGACCGUCUUUGAGGCUUUCCCCAACGUCAACCUCAACGUCUUCCACCCAAGCCAGCCACUCCCAGGCAAUGCCCUCUCCUUCACCUACUCAGGCCCACUCAUCAAGAUCGGAUAUGAGGAUGCCAUCACUGAGAACACCACUAUUGGACUUACCAAGGACAACUACAAGUCUGCUUUGAACAAGGCCUUUGGACUCAACCUGUAA